Molecule: messenger RNA, 396 nt
Organism: Striga hermonthica
Lineage: Eukaryota; Viridiplantae; Streptophyta; Magnoliopsida; Lamiales; Orobanchaceae
Source: the annotation of a GenBank genome assembly
AUGAGAGAUAACUUGCCGGUGAAGCUUCUUCACGAGGCGUCGGGCCACGCGGUGACGGUGGAGAUGAAGAGCGGCGAGGUGUAUCGUGGGAUCAUGAUUGAGUGCGAGGAUAACUGGAAUUGCCAGCUCCAAAACAUCACGUACACUUCUAAGGAGGGGAAGGUCUCACAGCUCGAACAUGUUUUCAUCAGAGGCGGCAAAGUAAGGUUCAUGGUUAUUCCGGAUAUGCUAAAGAAUGCUCCAAUGUUCAAGCGCUCGGAAGCUAAGAUCAAGGGCAAAGGUUCUGCAAUUGGAGUUGGACGUGGGCGUGGUGUUGCUAUGCGAGCAAGAGCUCAAUCGGCUGGCCGUGGAGCUCCUCCUGCUGGAAGAGGUGCUGUGACACCUGUCAGGCGGUGA